GAUAGCUAUAUUAUUAUGUCCAUCUCAGGCUUUUUCUGCAUACUUCUACACCUUUGACUUCCUUGGACUUGUCCCAAAAGCUCCCCUGACCCAGGUUCUUUCCACUAUUGAGACUCACUGCAACAAAAAUUGGACCUCUCUUACCGCUGAAAAUCCAAACAUUACGGCAAAAUAUCUGAAAGAUUAUUGUGCUUCUGCUCAUUAUAUUAUGACUAUUCUCUUGAAAGGAUACAAGUUCAAUAACACCUGGGAUCAAAUCUCUUUUGAGAAACAGGUAGCAGACACAGAUAUUGGUUGGACAUUGGGCUACAUACUGAACCUGACCAACAUGAUUCCUUCUGAACGGUCCAGAGCGGUGACAGGAGUGCCGCACAGUCAGUGGGCAGCUCAGAUUUUCUUCAUCAUAUUUGCCCUCUUCCUCAGUUUACUUAUUAUAGCCAUUCUGUUUGUCCGUGAUCUAAGCCAGUGAG
This is a messenger RNA of Sinocyclocheilus grahami, 470 nucleotides long. RefSeq names its product ectonucleoside triphosphate diphosphohydrolase 8-like. NCBI's taxonomy places the organism in Eukaryota, Metazoa, Chordata, Actinopteri, Cypriniformes, Cyprinidae. The transcript is spliced from 3 exons. Gene Ontology annotation, molecular function: hydrolase activity. The record is from RefSeq and is a predicted model, not a curated record. The coding region runs from base 209 to 469 and encodes 86 amino acids.